AUGAAAACGUUAACUUUAUAUUUAAAAUUUACUACAUUCCUUCUUUUAAUUUGGAUGUAUCAAUAUUUUUAUAACUGUGAUUCCUAUAAAACAUUGAUUGAUAAAAAUAUAUUGCAAAUAAAAAAUGAGUUAAAAUAUGAAAGAGUAUUAACAGAGGUUGACAUAGCAGGAGAAAAACAAACUAACGCUGAAGGAUGCCAAGAAGAAUGUCCAACAGAAAAUAAAGAAAAAGAAAAAAAAAAAAAAAUAUGGAAAAAUUCACGAAAAUUGAGUAAUCCAUACGAUCUAUGGCAGAAAUUCACUAAUCCAUUAUUGUCGGAGCGAUUUAAAAAUGAAAUAAGUGGAAUGGAUCCUAAACGGAUAGACGAAAAAUGGAAGAAUGAAUGGAAUCAAAUUUCAGAGAACAAAGUUAAGGAUCUAUCUUCUAUAUUUCAACGAAGUGAUAUUUCAAAUGAAGAAAAAGAAAAAUUAAUUCUUGAUACUAAAACAGAACUCUUCAAACUAUAUAUGGAUUUUGUAGACGAAGCUAAGAAUGAGGUGAGAGGCAAUAAAACAGAAUCGGAAUCUGAAUCUGAGAAAGAGAUGAGGGACAAUAAAACAAAAUCUGAAUCUAUUAAAGAGAUGAUAGACAAUAGAACAGAAACAGAAUCUAUGAAUGAGAUAAGAGAAAAUAUAACAGAAUCCGAAUCUGAGAAAGCGAUGAGAGACAGUAAAACAGAAUCCGAAUCUAAGAAAGAGAUGAGAGAAAAUAGAACAGAAUCCGAAUCUACGAAAGAGAUGAGAGACAAUAAAGCAGAAUCCGAAUCUGAAUCUGAAUCUGAAUCUGAGAAAGAGAUGAGAGACAAUAAAACAGAAUCCGAAUUUGAGAAAGUGAUGAGAGAAAAUAAAAGAGAAUCCGAAUCUGAAUCUGAGAAAAAGAUGAGAGGCAAUAAAACAGAAUCCGAAUCUAAGUAUGAGAAAGAAAUGAGAGACAACAAAACAGAAUCCGAAUCUAUUAAAGAGAUGAUAGACAAUAGAACAGAAACCGAAUCUAUGAAAGAGAUAAGAGAAAAUAUAACAGAAUCUGAAUCUGAGAAAGAGAUGAGAGACAAUGAAACAGAAUCCGAAUCUGAAUCUGAGAAAGAGAUGAGAGACAAUGAAACAGAAUCCGAAUCGGAAUAUGAAUCUGAGAAAGAGAUGAGAGACAAUGAAACAGAAUCCGAAUCUGAAUCUGAAUCUGAGAAAGAGAUGAGAGAAAAUAAAACAGAAUCCGAAUCUAGGAAAGAGCAGGGAACAUAUGAAAUAACAAAUUAUAAAAAAAAAAUUUGGGAAUUACAUAUUGUUUUGAUAAUCUUAAGGAGAAUAUAA
Plasmodium gallinaceum is the source of this 1347-nucleotide messenger RNA. RefSeq names its product fam-g protein. The record is from RefSeq and is a predicted model, not a curated record. The transcript has 2 exons. Bases 1 to 1347 code for a protein of 448 amino acids. NCBI's taxonomy places the organism in Eukaryota, Apicomplexa, Aconoidasida, Haemosporida, Plasmodiidae.